This is a messenger RNA of Dicentrarchus labrax (European seabass), 6106 nucleotides long. RefSeq names its product FCH and mu domain containing endocytic adaptor 2 (gene fcho2). The transcript has 31 exons. Gene Ontology annotation, biological process: clathrin-dependent endocytosis; synaptic vesicle endocytosis; clathrin coat assembly. Lineage: Eukaryota; Metazoa; Chordata; Actinopteri; Moronidae. Gene Ontology annotation, cellular component: clathrin-coated pit; plasma membrane; cytoplasm. The coding region runs from base 302 to 3391 and encodes 1029 amino acids. The record is from RefSeq and is a predicted model, not a curated record.
UGAAGGUGGGGAGGGAGAAGAAAGGGGAGGAAAACGGGGAAAGGCAGAUACAACAGAAACGGGGGGAGGACGGUGGAUGAUUUACGCUUUAAAAGUUGCCUUACAACAAAUCUUAAGAGUUGCGGCGAAGAGGAAUAAAACAAGAUGAUAACGCCCUUCUUCCUAGAGAAUUUCUGGAAACAGCCUCAAGGAGGGCGAUGAGGAAGUAAAGUGAUCCUUCUUCUUCUCUUCUAAGAAGUGACAAGAAGGCUUUGCAUUGAAGGGUGAAAAAAAUAAUGGCUUUGAUGUGCUCUACCAUAACAUGAAGCAUGGCCAAAUUUCCUCCAAGGAGCUGACAGACUUCAUCAGAGAAAGGAGUACUAUUGAAGAGGCCUAUGCCAGAUCCAUGACCAAACUUGCCAAAUCAGCUGGCAACUUUUCUCAGCUUGGGACUUUUGCUCCAGUGUGGGAUGUGUUCAAGACCUCAACAGAGAAGCUGGCCAGCUGUCAUAUGGAGCUUGUGAGGAAACUACAGGAACUUAUAAAAGAGGUUCAGAAGUAUGUGGAAGAGCAGGCCAAAGCACACAAAAAGACAAAAGAGGAGGUGGCGUCCACCCUGGAGGCCGUACAGAACAUCCAGACCACCUCUCAGGCUCUGCAGAAGUCCAAGGAGAUCUAUAAUGCCAAAACUGUGGAGCAGGAGCGCCUCCGCAAAGAGGGGGCCACCCAGAGAGAUGUGGACAAGGCUGGAGUGAAAGCCAAAAAAGCCACAGAGACCUACAAGUCAUAUGUGGAGAAAUAUGCCACAGCUAAGUCAGAGUUUGAACAGAAGAUGGCAGAAACUGCACAGAAAUUCCAAGACAUUGAAGAAAACCACAUUCUCCACAUGAAGGAGAUCAUUCAGUCAUACUCGCAGUCUGUCGACGAAACGCACAUCCAAAUAGGAGAGUUCCACAACGAAUUUGUGAGAAACAUUGAGAACACCUCGGUGGAAAGCUUAAUACAGAAACUGGCCGAGAGCAAAGGAACGGGCAAGGAGAGACCAGGACCCAUUGAGUUUGAGGAGUGCAAUGCAGCUAUUGCUACUGAAGGUGCCAAACCAAGAAAGAGAAAACCAUUUGGCAUCCCAGGUCGUAGGAAAGACAAGGACACAGACUCCACGGAGUCGACAGAAGUUGAAGCUGCUAACACUGCCAAUGGCGCUCCCCCUGGAUACUAUGGUGCCAUAGACAUCCAGAAUGCUAACGUUCCCCAAGUUGAUGCAGAGGGCUUCUGUAUCAGACCAGAAGUAAAUGAAAAUGAUGCCAAAGAGAAUACCUUCUAUUCGUCCAGCGAUUCAGAGGAUGAAGAUGAACCCAGGAAGUUCCACGUAGAAAUCAAGCCCGUUCAGCCAAACAACGGCACGCAUCAGAACCGAGCCACCAUCGACGAGCUUAAAGCCUCCAUUGGAAACAUCAUCCUGUCACCCUCGACCUCGGGACAGAUGCGGAGGAACCAGUCCAGGGUCACAGGAGUAUCUACAUUAAGCUCUAAGGCCAAGGGGCCUGGUGAUGAGCUGGCAAAAACCAGAGUGCCAACAUCAUAUGAACUGGCUAACAACGACCUUCUGUCUCUGGACCCGUUCAGCCCGACUCUCGCAGCUGGGUCCUCUCUCUCUGUGUCAUCAACAACAGCUGAGACGGUGCCUCAACGGGAGCGCUCUCCUCCACUGGCAGAAAGCCAACAAUCCACAUCCUCAUCCACAUCCUCUCCCUGGGACUCACCAGAAAACCCUUUCCAAGCACUCAAGCCUGUACCAGCGAGGGCCCAGAGCGCCCCCAUCACCCUGCCGACUGAGCCAGUCGACCCCAUCAAAAGCCUGGCUGCUGCCAGCCCUCCAAAGAGCGUUGACGCCUUCUCUUCCGUGUCCUGGUCCCAGAGCCAGUGGAUCGCCUUCAGUGAUAAUCUCGCUCCACCUCGCCGUCAGGGCUCAGGGCCGUCUGCGAAUGAGCUCCAGAGGACUCAGUCCGGCUCCGGCAGGUCAAGUCGCUUCCUCUCUGAUGACUCUGCUGACGCCUACUGCAAAGCAGUGGGCAGCAGAGAAGACAGCAACUCCUGUUUCUCUGAUGUCUUCUCUGGGAUUACAGAUAGGGCGAUGGCAGCAGCUCCAUCAAGCAAAAUAUUCAAUGUGCCAGUACCAAACCGACCUACAACCCCACUUACAGCUGGAGCCCUGGUUCCGCCACCACGACCUUCCUCCAGGCCCAAACUCCCCACUGGAAAACUAACAGGAAUCAAUGAGAUUGUACGGCCGUUCAGCCCACCCAAGACAUCUAACGCCAGCCCUCCUCCUACUGCACCACUCGCCCGGGCGGAGAGCUCCUCCUCCUUGUCCUCGAAUGCCUCACUCAGCGCUGGUAACACCCCCACUGUUGGAGCUGAGCACACCUUUGCUCCCCCCCUCUCCUCCCCAGAUCCAGAGCUGCUCUCCCUCUCCCCUUUCUUUCUACUAAGCCAAAAGGAUGAUGUGUUCAUAGCGAAGCUGCCUACCUUUGAGAAGCGGUGUGAAACACCAGCAGGGACGUCUCGCGGUCCCAGCCCUGUGACCCUGGCAUCCCAAGAUGCUUUGCCCAUUGCCGUGGCCUUCACAGAGUCGGUUAAUGCUUACUUCAAAGGAGCUGAUCCUACUAAGUGCAUUGUGAAGAUCACAGGAGACAUGACCUUGUCGUUCCCUGUGGGCAUCAUCAAGGUGUUCACCACCAACCCCUCCCCCGCCGUGCUCACCUUCAAACUGAAGAACACCAGCAGGUUGGAGCAGAUCCUACCCAACCAACAGCUACUAUACAGUGAUCCUUCCCAAAAUGACUCAAAUUCCAAGGACUUCUGGUUCAACAUGCAAGCGCUGACGUCCUACCUCAGAAAAGCCUCAGAUCAGAAUCCUUCAGCUUCCUACUAUAAUGUGGACAUCCUAAAAUACCAGGUGCUGUCUGAUGGGAUCCAUUCCACUCCGCUCAACCUGGCCGUAUACUGGAAGUGCACACCGAGUACAGCAGACCUGCGGGUAGACUACCGAUACAACCCGGACUCCAUGGCCUCCCCCGGUCCGCUCACGAACGUACAGAUCUUAGUGCCUGUUGACGGAGGAGUCACCAACAUGCAGUCUCUGCCCAACUCCAUCUGGAAUGCAGAGCAGAAUAAGUGUCUGUGGAAGCUGAGUGACAUCUCAGAAAAGUCUGAAAAUGAAGGCUCCGGGUCCCUGCGGGCUAAGUUUGAACUGUCGAGCGGUCCAUCGAGCCCCUCCACUCUGGCAGUGCAGUUUAUGAGUGAGGGGGGCACCCUGUCAGGAGUGGACAUGGAGCUGCAGGGGACCGGAUACAGACUUUCUCUCAACAAGAAGAGAUUUGCCACAGGACGUUAUAUGGCAGAUUGCUGAGGUGACUCACCACUCUGGUUCUCAAGAAAAAAAAAAAAAAUCUCGCUUGACACAAAAGUUGGCAACUUCGCGAGGCUUCCUGAACCUCUGGAAUCAUCUGUGCACAGUCAGGCUUUUGCCCGGGAAGCGAGAAUCUCACUACAAUAAAACAGCACUGAGUAUUGAACACUGUUAAAAAAAAAAAAAAAACAAAUAAAAGAAAAAGAAGAUGAGCUUUCAGGAAAUGUGUAGAUAUGAAGUUUAAUAAUGCUUUCUGAUCAAUUCACUUUUGUAUAGUCAGAAACAGUUUAUGGAUUAGAUAUAAAUCUAUAUUGUAUUUGAAAUCAUAAAAAAAGAAAAAAAAGUGCACUAACAAUCUUUCAGAUGCUCUUUUUCCUCUUAUAUUCAUUUUUCAAGAGCCUAUAAGGAAUUUAAAACAAAAUCAUGAAUUCUGCGUGGAAGAGAAGAAAAGGUUUCUCCCUCAGAACUGUAAAUAUUAACACUGAAUAUUCUGCUCGACCAGCUCUGACUCAACUCUCGAAUCAGCUUUCUUUACUGAUUUUUCUCUUUUCCUCCUCCUCCUCACCAUUUGUCUUUUUUGAUCAUGUGCAAUGAAGCAAUGAAGGUAGAUUCUGUCUUAAACAGUACUCACACACUCGUGGCACAAGCUUGACAUUUAAAAUAACACGCUUUCAAACAAAUGCAAAAAAAGAAUCUGACCUCAGUGCCUCCUCUUAUACUGUGGAUCAGUAGGCAACAAAUGUCAAUGUUUUACCCAGAUUUGGGUUUUCCAGAUUUAAGCUACGUUUCUCUGUGGUAAAAUGCAUGGAGUUUUUAAUCAAUCACCCCUAAUGGGGUCUGUGAUCAGUGUGGUCUUUUUAGAUUUUCUUUCCUUGUAAAUCCCCCUUUCAGUCAUGUCUUUUCUUACAUUUUUAAGCCCUUAAUUUUUAUUCUUAAUAUAAAAUAUCAGCGAUCUUGACUGUAAAACAUUUUGUCAAAUGUUAGAUGCUUUAAAAAAAAUAUCAAGGGACAUGACCCCAAAUUUAACUUGUAGCCUUUUUUCAAAAACUGGCAGUGUUUUCUUUUUAAAUCACACUUGUGCCCUCUUAAUGGAGAAAUGUGCCUGAAUCCUAACUUUUCUCUAAUACUUUUUGUAUACUACAGCACAGUUAAUGAGAAUAGCACCAACAAUGUGCCAGUUGUGUUAUGUUUUUUUUUAAUCCUUUAUUUGGAUGUUGAAGGGAAACUGUUUUUACAACCCAACUGUCUUCCAGCAAUGUCUGCCUCCUGUGAUUUGAGUUUGAUCAUUUAACUCUUUUUAUAUCUCGUCUUUUUCUAUUCAGUGCUCGUCAAUUGACCUUCACCUCUCAUACACUCACUGUGCAGUAGACGAUGUAAGUGAGCAGUAGCACACUAAAGCCAAAUUAAUGAUCGAAAUGCCUUAUCACAACUACUCGACACUGAGUAAUCCAGUGUUGUUGACUGUGGUUAGAUAUUGUGACACAGUACUGCCAUUGCCCUGUGAUAGAUUACUGACUUGUCCUGCCUCUCACCCGUUGCUUGCUGGGAAAAGCUUUAUCCUCUUGCAACUACUAAACAGCACAAGUGGGUACAGAAAAUAGAUGGUUUGGUGGAUGGAUGGGAAAUUGCCACGUUUGACUCUUGGUGUUUCAUUCUUGUCUUUUACUAAUGAAGGCUGCUGCUGUAGAUGCUGGUGUACUUCUUGAUGGAGUAUGUUUAUGUUGUGUAGGAUGUUUUUCAUUGACCUCAACCAUGUAAUGGUCCUCAAAUUGGUUAAUGUGUUGGUAUGGGACAUGUCUGGAGAUGCAAUUAGUUGCUGGAAGCUGUGAUUGUGAACUGAUGAAACGUUUUAGGGCAGGAGUUUCAUACACUGUGCAUCACUUGGCCAAAUGACCUCGCAGAUAGGACUUUAGGAAAUAACUUUUCACAUCAGGCUUACUGUUUACUGUCCGCUGUGCUAUAAAAUAUGGCUCAUUGUAGUUUUUAACUGACAGUGACUGCAGGUGAUUUAAACUCAUAUCCAUACUUGAUUCAUCUGAUGUCUCUCUUGGAAACUGAUCUUUUUUUUUUUAUUUAUCUCAUCAUAUCGGGCCACAGUGAUUAUGUGUAAUGACCAGUUUUUAAUGUUUUAUAUGACUCAUACGGUAGUACACUACCUGGUGUAAGACUCAAGCCUUUAUUAAUAAUUUAGAUGCAGACGUCUUAAAUAGAUGAUGGAAAUGUCCAUUUAAGUCAUGUCUGUUGAAAUUCAAUUUUGUAUUUCAUUCUGAAUUUUAAUCAGUCAAAUGUUUGAAGGUAGCUGUAAGAAAUGAGUUUACAUAAAAUCUUAAAAUUGUAGCAUCAGACAUUUGUACAGUGUUAAUUAUAUCAGUGGUUUUGGUCAGAUGAGCCGAAUAGAGAAAAAAAAAAAAAAAAAGAGUACACAGAUGUAAUUGUAUUCUGUAUUAGCAAGCUGGUUCUUGCUGUCCCUACAAAAACCUUCAAAAUAAACUUACAGGGCUCCUUUUUUCAGUCACUUUCACAUUCUUUCUUUCUUUAUAUGUUGUAUUAAACAGAGUUUAAAGAGAGCAAAAACUGUGUAAAUGAUUCUCAUAAAUUGUAAAUUUUUACCAAUAUCUCAGCCACUUUGUGUCUCUACUUUAUGAUUUCUCAUUGUGCCUGUAUUAAAUGUGUAAUAUAUGAAUAUAUACAAAUAUAUUAAAAUGACUAAGUGCG